AGACACAGACACGACGCCGAGUGUACGGUACGGGUACUCGGGAACGCGAGCACAGCGUCCAGCAGCAGCGGAACUCCGUCACGGGACUCGCUCAAGCGGCGCGCUCAGCUCCACACCGCGUUCCGAACUGAGACUUGCCGACGGAGACGCCGACUGAGAGGACCGCGACACGAUGCAGGAACCGACAGUGGUGAUGCCCAGCACAGUGUUCUUCAGCAACCUGCGGCCCGAGGCCGAGCCCUUCGAGCCGCCGCCAAUGAAGCACUCCGACACGCGCGACAGCAUCUCGUCCAUCGACAGUGACAUCUCGUUGACGUUCGACCACAAUGCGGAAGAGGGCGCGCACCUGGCCGACAUGUCCGACUGCGGCUCCGACGCCGCGGAGUCGACCCCGUCGGCGGGUUCCAAGUCAGCGGCGACCAAGGAAGAGCCCGCUAAGGACGAGCCCCCUUUCGUGCCGCCCGACGACGAGCUCGCGCAGAAGAUCGUAGCCCAAGUGGAGUUCUACUUCUCCGACGUGAAUAUCACCAAAGACGCGUUCCUGCUGAAGCACGUGAAAAGGAACAAGGAGGGCUACGUGUCGCUGAAGCUGAUCUCGAGCUUCAAGCGCGUUAAGCACCUGGCGCGCGACUGGCGCUCCGUGGCGUACGCGCUCGAGCGCUACUCGACCAAGCUGCAGAUCAACGAGGCGGGCACCAAGCUGCGCAGGGUGGACCCGCUGCCGGCGUACGACGAGACGGCGCCGUCGCGCACCGUCGUCGCGGCGCACCUGCCGCCCGACAGGCCCACCAUCGAGGGCGUCGCCGACCUCUUCUCCAGCUACGGCGACAUCGCGCUGGUGCGCAUCGUGCGGCCCGGCAACCCCGUGCCGCAGGACGCCAGGGCCUUCCUGGCGCGCCACCCCGAGCUCGCCGGCACCGUGUGCGCGCUGGUCGAGUUCACCACCACCGAGAGCGCGCACCGCGCCCUGGCCGGCUGGCGCGCGCGCACCAGCGGCGUCGCCGUGCACGAGCUCGUCUCGCACGACGCCAACAACAACACGACCGCGGCGGGCGGCCAGCAGCAGCAGCCGCCGCGCAAGAAGUCUUCGGUGUCGUCCGGGCCGUACCACAGGAAGUCGGUGGUGACGCGCCUGGUGACGAGCGACUACUCGAGCAGCUGCUCCGAGGCGGAGACGGAGCCGCGCCCGCCGCCCUCCAACCCGCACAACAUCCCGGUGGCGCCGCUGGUGCAGGCCGUGUCGGCGGCCAUCCGCAGCACGGCCGGCGCCGCCACCAUAGUCGCCGCCAAGGACCGGCAGGUAACGCGCGCGCGCACCGCCCCCGAGCUCUGCCCCUGGGUGGCGCAGCGGCGCGAGUCCGACUUCCGCCCCCGCUCCAACAGCGGCGUCACGCACCUGCCGGACAACGUGCUGCGCAUGCCGCGCGGGCCCGACGGCGGUCGCGGGUUCGCGUCCCGCCCCAGGCCCCUGGUCUGCGCCUCGUGAGCGCAGCCUCCUCCUUCCCGGCGGCGGGGCUUCCGAUCGGAAGCCGCAGACCUCGAGCGGCGCGUCGACCUCGGCCUCCGUGGCCGGUGACUGGCGCGGCCUUGGCCGGCCGCCCGCACCCGCCGGCCGUGACACCGAUACCGAUGCGGCGCCGCAAGGUCAGCGGCGAGCAGUGCGUGCGCGUGUGUUCGUGUGUGGUGUAUCGGCCGUCGAACCGCCGUCGGCGCUGCUCUCUCCGAAUCGGGCCAAGGCGGUCCGCUUCGGAGAAAUAGAGAGAGACAGUUGAUAUCUGGGCGUAUCUCCCAGCCUAAGUUAUUCGAUAUUUAUGUUGCUUGCUCCUCUUGUGUUUGCAUCUCGAGUGUUGUUCAGCGAUCAUUUCUAUCCCAAGAAUCUUAUUCUUGUACCCUUUCAAAUAUUUCCCUUCUCUUCUCGGCAAUAAUCAGUAGAGAAAAAACUCCGAACAUAGACUUUGAUUCAACCUUCAGUUUGCUUUCCCUCUUGUCGACAAACAUUCCUAUCUUGGCCUCUAAAACUAAAUUUAUUUACAAAGUGCACUUGUUGUUUGUCGGCGGGAGGGAAACGCUACAGCUGUGCCUUAAAAUUUUCGCUCCAAAACACUCGUUAACUGCUACGGAAAUCGUAUUGUAAAAAUUGUGUGCUAAUCUGAUGUGAUCUUGUAUAUGUAAACAUAUACGUAUUGUGAUGCAAAUUAUAAUGUAAUAGCUUUUCUCCUGAGGACGAAGGCUAGAAACCAAAGACUGAAACAAGGAAAUUAGGAUAAUAUGUUUGGUUGGAUGUGUAUUUUGUAACGAAUAUUGUUGUUCUCGUUUGAUCUUUUUUUGUGUUUGUUUGAACUGUACUGUCGACGUCUGAGAAUGUGUACACAUUUUCCUUUUUAAUAAUGAAUGAUUUUCACGUUA
Messenger RNA from Schistocerca piceifrons (Central American locust), 2406 nucleotides. RefSeq names its product la-related protein 6 (gene Achl). The record is from RefSeq and is a predicted model, not a curated record. Gene Ontology annotation, molecular function: mRNA binding. The coding region runs from base 173 to 1486 and encodes 437 amino acids. Gene Ontology annotation, biological process: RNA processing. The transcript has a single exon. Lineage: Eukaryota; Metazoa; Arthropoda; Insecta; Orthoptera; Acrididae. Gene Ontology annotation, cellular component: nucleus.